Ziziphus jujuba (common jujube) is the source of this 704-nucleotide messenger RNA. RefSeq names its product large ribosomal subunit protein uL11m. Lineage: Eukaryota; Viridiplantae; Streptophyta; Magnoliopsida; Rosales; Rhamnaceae. The record is from RefSeq and is a predicted model, not a curated record. Gene Ontology annotation, cellular component: ribosome; large ribosomal subunit. Bases 42 to 509 code for a protein of 155 amino acids. Gene Ontology annotation, molecular function: structural constituent of ribosome; large ribosomal subunit rRNA binding. Gene Ontology annotation, biological process: translation. The transcript has a single exon.
UUAACUCAGUUGUCACCCUCGCUCUCCCAACGCAAAACCCAAUGGCGACCCUGAAGGAGAUCCUAACUCGGCGGCCGGUGUCGGCGACCAUCCGGCUGACGGUUCCAGCCGGUGGUGCUCGACCAGCACCUCCGGUAGGUCCGGCUUUGGGGCAGUACAGGCUGAACUUAAUGGCUUUCUGCAAGGACUUCAACGCUCGGACACAGAAGUACAAGCCAGACACUCCCAUGGCGGUGAUGAUCACGGCCUAUAAGGAUAACACCUUCGAGUUCACGGUGAAGUCUCCGUCGGUGACCUGGUACCUGAAGAAGGCCGCAGGGAUCGAGUCCGGAAGCAGCCGCCCGGGACACGUGGUGGCGUCGACUCUGUCGCUGAAGCACAUUUACGAAAUCGCUAAGGUGAAGCAAUCCGAUCCUUAUUGCCAGUACAUGUCGUUGGAAUCAAUCUGCAAAUCAAUCAUUGGUACAGCUAAUACCAUGGGAAUUAAGGUCGUCAAGGACUUGGAUUAGGAAUGCAAGUUCUUCCCCAUUUUCCAACCCUAGUUUUGCCCCCUUCAUGUUUUCCUCAUUACCCAAAAAAAAAAAAUUGCUGUUGAGAAAAGGGAGGUAUUUUGUUAUGUUUUUCAUUUGAAUGAGUUUCACUGAAUUAUAUUCGAUAAAGAAACAUAAUCUAAGAACAUCAAGUUUCAGGCUUUUGAAUUUUAA